Phragmites australis (common reed) is the source of this 1078-nucleotide messenger RNA. RefSeq names its product membrane-anchored ubiquitin-fold protein 3-like. Gene Ontology annotation, molecular function: protein binding. The record is from RefSeq and is a predicted model, not a curated record. The transcript is spliced from 3 exons. The coding region runs from base 462 to 824 and encodes 120 amino acids. NCBI's taxonomy places the organism in Eukaryota, Viridiplantae, Streptophyta, Magnoliopsida, Poales, Poaceae.
GCCAGCCAGGGGCAGUCAAAGUACUUGAGAUAGAAGCCAUCGCCGACGUCGAAUUCCGACGAUUGGUUCUUCCUUCCCUCGCCCCGCGCAUAGAAUUGCCCGCUCCGCUUCGUCGUCGCCUCACUUUCACAUUCAACCAUCAGUCCAUCACCAUGGCUCGAUGCGAAAAACGCAAUUAAAAACUUCUGCUUGGGUGUAUAUGUCAAUACACCGAGAGGAGGAAGCCCACUACCCCGACUCUCUCUCCUCUCUUCUCCCUCCUCUCCUCCCCCACCGAGUCGCCGCCCCCUCGCUUUCACCCCACGCGGAAGCAAGAAUUCUUCGUCAAAAUCCCACCUUGCUCGUGUUUCCGUGGAUUUUUUUGCUGUUUCUUUGGUGCCAUGGGCUUCUGAUCCGGGGUUUCUUGGAUCUUGGGAGGAGGAGGUGGGGCGGGCGGCCGGCGGCGAUCUGGCGGGUAGGAGAUGGCCGGCGGGAAGGAGCCGAUCGAGGUCCGGUUCCGGCUGUUCGACGGCACGGACAUCGGGCCCAGCAAGUACGACCUCUCCACCACCGUCUCUGCUCUCAAGGAGUUCAUCCUCGCUCGGUGGCCGCAAGCAGAUAACAAUAUAGCUCCAAAAACUGUCAACGACUUGAAGCUUAUCAAUGCUGGAAGGAUACUGGAGAAUAACAGGACACUUGCUGAGUCCUGUGUUCCAGUAGGAGAGGUCCCUGGAAGUGUAAUUACAAUGCAUGUAGUAGUGCGACCUCCACAAGCCGACAAAAACAGUGAAAAGCAGCUUGCCAAUUCCCACAAACAGAACAGAUGUGGAUGCACCAUACUGUGAUAAGAUGCCUACUUGAUGUACAAUUUUGUGUAUUUGUGUUGUUGUGUUCACACGAGUGUAAAUUCGUUUUGACAUCCGAAUAUGCCUUCGAAUGAAGAUUUCUGGAGGGUGCAUUGUGAUCGUCGUGUUGUAACAAGCAGGAGUGGAGGAUUGGAUGCUUCUUGUUGUAUAAAUUGUAAUGUCAAAACAAAAAAGCUCUUCCUUUUCAUUUUCUUUUCUUGCUACGUUAACUUUAUAUCCAUUCUUUUUAGCGA